AUGCUCCGAUCCGAUCCAUCCCAUGCCUUCGUUUCAAGGAACUUCAACUUCAAUGUCUCGCACGAUGGCAACUGGGUGGUCUUAGCAAGCGAUUCGAUCUUCCUUGUCGGCUCGCCACUCAGCGCAGUGCUGAUGUUUCAGCACCCCAGCAAGAGCGUGGAGAACGAGAAGAUGAGACUUGGUACCAGGCCUAUGGGCAAAGACUUGCAGGCCGUGUUGACCGACGCAGAGCGUGACAACAUCAAGAGCUGUUCGAGCACUAUGCGUUAUGCCACGUUCCAGCGCAUCUGGUCUGCCAAAGAGGCUGUGUCCAAGGCGAUUGGUCAGGGACUGGCCUUCGGCCUGGAGCGGAUGGAGGUGCAGCUACCCGGAAUGCUUCAAGAGAACUUGGGCAAUCUGGUUCUGACUGCCCUGGGGCUUUCGAGGUCCGAAGCACCGGAGCCUGCAGCCAAAAAAGGUCGGGUAAAGUUCUCCUCCUUGCUGGAGAAUCUGCAGAAUGGUAAGACCAGCAACGGCCUUCGGCACGAGACACACGCACAGAGAACACCAGAGGUACAAGCACAGAUGCAGAGAAUAGAAAUUCACAUUGAUGGCUGGCCACGCCCAGACUGGACGGUGUACCAGGAGGAACUAGAGGGCUCCUGGAUCUCCGUGGCUCUGGGUCCGGUCGAUGAGGCUGUUGAUGCCAACGGCACCUUCCGGGCCACCUUCCGACUGCCUGGACUCGGUGGACCUUCAGAUCUUCAGGCCCUUCAAAGCAAGAUGAAGAUGGAGCCGAUGACGGAGGCGACAAGGCCUUGGGCCAGCGUCAGCGACUGGACUCCGCAGGCUGAAGGAUUCCGAAUCCUUCCGGUGGAAGCCCUCCUUCCGCAGGAGGUGACGGAGCAACUUGCCAUUCUCCGGGGCCGGGACAUGGCAUUGGCAGCUGGGGUGUGA
Messenger RNA from Symbiodinium natans, 936 nucleotides. The record is from the annotation of a GenBank genome assembly. NCBI's taxonomy places the organism in Eukaryota, Dinophyceae, Suessiales, Symbiodiniaceae.